Molecule: messenger RNA, 1558 nt
Organism: Clunio marinus
Lineage: Eukaryota; Metazoa; Arthropoda; Insecta; Diptera; Chironomidae
Source: the annotation of a GenBank genome assembly
GUGCGUUAACCAAAACGUGUGAAGAAAAGUAAGAACCUUUUCCUAUUCUUUAAUAUCUCUGAUAAUUUUAUCGGUAAACUUAUAAAUAAGUGUAAAAAAUUUUCAAUAAACAGUUGAUCGACUCCAGCUCGCAUAACAACAAAAUGUUCUCAUCGCUUUUUGACGCUGCUCGUAAUAACCCCUUCAAAACUCCAUUGAAUCGUGCACAAUGUGAGGGAGGAAGUGAUAACACUCAAUUAGUACCUACAAGAACAAUCCAAGCUGCUGCUGCAAAUCCCGGUGAUUCAUGCGAGUUCGGUUCACUUCAUUACUUUGCGCUUUGUGGUGUCGGUGGAAUUUUAUCAUGCGGUACGACUCAUACAUUCGUCGUCCCUCUCGAUCUUGUCAAAUGUCGCUUGCAAGUUGAUCAAAAAAAAUACAAGAAUCUGUUCACUGGAUUCAAGAUCACCGUUGCUGAGGAAGGUGCUCGAGGUUUAGCAAAGGGAUGGGCUCCAACAUUCUUUGGCUAUUCAGCUCAAGGUUUAUUCAAAUUCGGUCUUUAUGAAGUAUUCAAAGUUUACUAUUCUAAUUUAUUGGGAGAGGAGAAUACUUACCUCUACCGAACAAGUUUGUUCUUGGCUGCAUCAGCUUCAGCAGAAUUUUUCGCAGAUAUCGCUUUGGCACCAUUCGAAGCUGCAAAAGUGAAGAUUCAAACAUCACCUGGUUUUGCAUCGACUUUCAGACAAGCAGCACCGAAAAUGUAUGGUGAAGAAGGCAUCGCAGCUUUCUACAAGGGACUCGUUCCCUUAUGGAUGCGUCAAAUUCCAUACACCAUGAUGAAGUUUGCUUGCUUCGAGAGAACCGUUGAAUUGUUAUACAAAAAUGUUGUCCCCAAACCACGUGCUGAUUGUUCCAAGGGCGAACAAUUGGUUGUAACAUUCGCAGCUGGUUAUAUUGCUGGUGUCUUCUGCGCCAUUGUUUCUCAUCCUGCUGAUGUUGUUGUAUCGAAAUUGAAUCAAGCUAAAGGAUCGAGUGCUUUGGAUGUUGCUAAGAAAUUAGGUUUCAUGGGAAUGUGGAACGGUUUGAUGCCUCGUAUUAUCAUGAUUGGAACACUCACAGCACUUCAAUGGUUUAUUUAUGAUGGCGUAAAAGUUGCUCUUCAAAUUCCACGUCCACCACCCAUGGAAAUGCCAGAAUCACUCAAGAAGAAGCUUGAAGUUACCGAAUAAAUUAUCAAAUUCAAGGAAAUCUUCCAGCUUCAAUUCCAACACAUUUUAAAUUAUUUCUUUUCUUUCUAACAUUUCAUUCCAUCGAAAGUAUUUUUUCCUGACAUGCUGGAGGAAAUCUAACUGUGACGUUCCAUUGAAAACAGCAUUUCUUUCAAUACAUUCUCCUUUGGACUCAACUUUUUUCUUAGUUUAUUCUUGCUUUUUUUCUGAUUAAAUUGAACAUCCAUGCGAAAAUGUGAAAGUAAUUCAAAAUUUUAAUUGUAAUGUUGAGCAAAAUAGAAUACAAUUUAAAGUGAACCUAAUAAAAAAGAAUCGUUAAUUCGAAUUCGAACAGAAAAAUCAAUCAAGAA